AUGGGCGGAGGAGCCCCGCGCCUGCACCGGCUGCUGCUGCUGCUGCUGCUGCUGCUGCUGCUGGGGCCGUGCAGCUGGAGCACGGCCGCGCUGCGAGGGAAUGAGAACGGCGAGGCCCUGCCCGAGUCCAUCCCCUCGGCGCCGGGGACGCUGCCGCAUUUCCUGGAGGAGCCGGACGAUUCCUACAUCAUCAAGAGCAACCCCAUCGUGCUGCGCUGCAGGGCCGCGCCCGCCAUGCAGAUCUUCUUCAAGUGCAACGGCGAGUGGGUGCACCAGAACGAGCACGUGUCCCACGAGAGCCUGGACGAGGCCACAGGGCUGAAGGUCCGGGAGGUUUCCAUCAACGUCACGAGGCAGCAGGUGGAGGAUUUCCAUGGCCCCGAGGAUUACUGGUGCCAGUGCGUGGCCUGGAGCCACCUGGGCACCUCCAAGAGCAGGAAGGCGUCGGUGCGCAUCGCCUAUCUACGGAAGAACUUCGAGCAGGACCCCCAGGGCAAGGAGGUUCCCAUCGAGGGGAUGAUUGUCCUGCACUGCCGGCCCCCCGAGGGCGUCCCUGCGGCCGAGGUGGAGUGGCUGAAGAACGAGGAGCCCAUCGAUUCCAACCUGGAUGAGAACAUCGACACCAGGGCUGACCACAACCUCAUCAUCCGCCAGGCGCGCCUGUCUGACUCGGGCAACUAUACCUGCAUGGCUGCCAACAUCGUGGCCAAGAGGAGGAGCCUGUCCGCCACCGUGGUGGUCUACGUGAACGGCGGCUGGUCCUCGUGGACGGAGUGGUCCAGCUGCAACGCGCGCUGCGGCCGGGGCUGGCAGAAACGCUCGCGCACCUGCACCAACCCGGCGCCGCUCAACGGGGGAGCGUUCUGCGAGGGCAUGUCCGUGCAGAAGAUCACCUGCACCUCCCUCUGCCCCGUGGACGGCAGCUGGGAGGCGUGGAGCGAGUGGUCGGUGUGCAGCCCCGAGUGCGAGCACCUGCGGGUGCGCGAAUGCGCCGCCCCGGCGCCCCGCAACGGCGGCAAGCACUGCGAGGGGCUGAGCCAGGAGUCCGAGAACUGCACCGAGGGGCUGUGCAUCCAGGAUAAAAAACCUCUUCAUGAAAUAAAAUCCCAAAACGUGGAGCGCGGCGGGGACAUCGCGCUGUACUCGGGGCUGGCGGCGGCGGUGCUGGCGGUGGCCGUGCUGGCGCUGGGGGUGACGCUCUACCGGCGCAGUCAGAGUGAGUACGGCGUGGAUGUCAUUGAUUCCUCUGCACUCACGGGAGGCUUCCAGAGUUUUAAUUUUAAAACGGUCAGACAAGGUAACUCCCUGCUGCUGAACUCGUCCCUGCAGCCCGAGCUGACGGUCAGCAGGACCUACAGCGGCCCCAUCUGCCUGCAGGACCCCCUGGACAAGGAGCUGAUGACGGAGUCGUCCCUGUUCAACCCCCUGGCCGACAUCAAGGUCAAGGUGCAGAGCUCCUUCAUGGUGUCCCUGGGCGUCACCGACAGGGCCGAGUACCACGGCAAGGCCGCCGCCGGCGCCUUCCCCCAGGGCACGCCGCGGCCCUUCGGGGCCGUGCAGGCCAGGAACAAGGCAGUGUUCAUCCAGAACCUGGCCUCCAUCUCCAGCAGCAGCGAGCUGAGGAGCUCGGCCCUCUUCGGGCACCUGGGGGGCCGCUUGGUGGUCCCCAACACAGGGGUCAGCCUGUUGAUUCCACACGGAGCUAUUCCAGAGGAGAGUUCCUGGGAAAUCUACCUGGCCAUCACCCAGAGGGAGUCCAGCCUGGAGCCGGAGGGCCCCGAGGUGCUGCUGGGGCCCGAGGUGAGCUGCGGGCCGCCCGAGCUGGCAGCGAGCACCCCGUGCGCCCUGACCAUCCCGCACUGCGCCCACGCCGACCCCCAGCACUGGAGCAUCCGCCUCAAGAGGAGGACGCCGCAGGGGAAGUGGGAGGAAGUGAUGUCUGUGGAAGAGGAAACUACUUCUUGCUACUGCCUGUUGGAUCCUUAUGCCUGUCACAUUCUCUUAAACAGCUUUGGAACUUAUGCCCUAAUUGGGGAACCCAUCUCUGACUGCGCCGUUCGACAGCUGAAAGUCGCCGUUUUUGGCUGCCUGUCUUGCAACUCUCUGGAUUACAAUCUGAGGGUUUAUUGUGUGGAUAACACCCCUUGUGCAUUCCAGGAAGUGGUUUCGGAUGAAAGACUCCAAGGGGGGCAAUUGCUGGAGGAGCCCAAACUUUUGCAUUUUAAAGGCAACACCUGCAGCCUCCAGAUCUCGGUGCUGGACGUGCCUCCCUUCCUGUGGAGAAUCAAACCCUUCGCUGCCUGUCAGGAGGUGCCGUUCUCCCGCGUGUGGCGCGGCAGCCCCCGGCCCCUGCUCGGCUCCUUCUCGCUGGAGCGCUUCAGCCCCGCCACCAGCCAGCUGUGCUGCACCGUCAGCGUCCGGCAGCUGCAGGGCCACGAGCUGCUGCUGCACGUCCAGACCUCCGUCCUCGAGGCUGAGAGGGAGAACAUCACCUUCUUUGGCCACGAGGACAGCGCCUUCCCCGCCCAGCUGGGCCCCAAGGCGUUCAAGAUCCCGCGCUCCAUCCGGCAGCGCAUCUGCGCCACCUUCGACGCGCCCGGCGCCAAGGGCAAGGACUGGCAGAUGCUGGCCCAGAAGAACAGCAUCAGCAGGAAUCUCUCCUUCUUCGCCACCCAGAGCAGCCCCUCCGCCGUCAUCCUGGACCUGUGGGAGGCGCGGCACCAGCACGACGGGGACCUGGACUCGCUGGCCUGUGCCCUGGAGGAGAUUGGAAGGACGCACUCCAAGCUCCCAGACGUGGCAGAGCCCGAGCUCGAGGAGCCCGAAUUCCCCUGCAGCAGGAGCGGGCUUUAGUCCCUGUGUCCCGCCAGGACGCGCGGCCAGCCCGGCCCUGACGGCAGGGCUUGGUGCCCGUGGGGAUGGAACUCACCCCGGAGCAGCGGCAGUGCCAGGAGCACAAGCAGCCCUGCUAAAAACCCUCUGGUGAUGAGGAAAAGAAGCUUCUCCCUGUCCUCCUCCACUUAAAAUCCGUCUUUUGGUGCCCCAGACAAACCUGCACUCGUGUCAGUCCCGGGGCAGGAGGGGAGAGAGACACAGAGCCAUAAGAGGUAAAUGUUCUCGUGUAUUUAGGAACAGUCAUGUUCGUGCAAUGCCUAGUGAAAACCAACGAGUCAUGGUGGACGUUUCGAGCCGCUGGAGGUUAGUCCUGGCUAAAAGGUUUCUCGCUUUGAGAGUGGUUUAAGAUCCCAUCACGCUGUCACUUUAUGUCUGCUACAGGAAAACUGAAAAUUUGGCCUUAUCCUGUUCAGAUGCUUGAGGAAUUAGAAGAUCUCUUAAUUACUUCAUAUCAUGUGUACUCCAAAUCAUUUGUUUUAAAAAUUCAGCCCCUCAAUGAAUGUACCUUUGCUGCAGAGCUCUGCUGCCCGCUCUGUUACCAAAAUUCCAGAACAAAUCCCUUCUCUCUGAGACCGGGGGGGUGUGCACACGCAGGAGGAAUUUUCUAAUUUUCUACGUCUGCAAACUUUCUUAGUCAAAAACUGUCUUUGGGGGUGGAUUUAAAUAACCCGAUAGCACACGGGAAAUUUCCAGCCCUGUUUUAGCAAGUUGAGACGUUUAUUUUUAUUACUUCACGCCCUGUGGCUGAGCUAAAGGUGAAGGCAAUCAGCGCAGCUUCGUUUUGGUUUGGUUUCGGACCGAAACCACAAAACCCUGCACGGCACUGCCAACACUGGCCUCGAUUUCACUGCACAAUUUGGGAAUUUCGCCGGAUCCAGAGCUGGCUGUGUUACCUUGGUUAAUUACAAACUCUGUUUACCCCCAAAAUCAGAACCGAAACAGAAAAUUCGCCUCAUUUUUUUUAUCCAUUCCAUACAAAUAUGAUUUAUGACUUCAACCAAACCAAAAAGAGCUGUCACUGUGAGCGAGGGCCCGGUGGAGCUGGAACUGAGCCAAACUUCCCCAUUAUUUUGUCCAUUCUUUUCCCUCCCAUCCUUCACAACAGCCGAGGCGCUCCUCAGUCCGUGCGGCUGCCAGGGGCACAGCCAGGAGAAACGGGAACAGAAAUGGGGCUUUGGGAGCUUUGUGGAAACGCAGGAAACCCAAAACAGGGAUGUGGGGGCUGUUUUAGCCUCGUGUUUGGCUGGUCCAGUCUGGAAUUAUUGCUUCACCCAGGACUGCGGUGUGAAAAUCCAAACAACAACAACAACAGCAACUCUGCCCUUGCUCCGGCUGCUCCGAAAUCGCCAAUGUCACUGCCUGCCCGGCUCAGGAGCAGGCUGAGACUUGGAAAUCCUGAGGCUUGGAAAUCCUGAGACCUGUGCAAACAUCUCCCGCAGCUCCGCAUCCCCUGCAGCCUGGCAGGGGCAGAUUUAGGGGCAGACAGAAAUACCGGCUGCAAGCUGUCACUGCUUUCAGCAGCACAUGCUCCUCGCAGGGUGGAAUUACAUCUCCAGUGACUGCCAGUCCUCCCCCUCAGAAACCUGUUCUUCGUUGGACAAAAUGUCAGGCAUCAGAAAAAACAAAACAAGGAAUGGCAUCCAGGGAUGGAACGCGUCUGCGAGCCGCCGUUGUCGGGGAAACCAGCCCGGGUCUGUCUCCUGCGGGGAAUUCGCUCUCGUUCCCCCAGGGCGGCUCCGGCUCUGCAGCGGGCUGGGCUGGUGUCCCCGGGUGCUCCGGGGACAUUCCCCAGAGCUGCGUCCUCUGCCCUGCUUCCCAAACCCGCCGGAGCUCCCACAGCCCAAAAGGAGCUCUGGGAGCUCCCACAUCCCAAAAGGAGCUCUGGGAGCUCCCACAUCCCAAAAGGAGCUCUGGGAGCUCAGCCCUGCAGCCUUUCCUCAGGGAACAGCCGGGGUUCUGCCUUGGGAACACCCUGGGAGCUCUGCAAACCCCCAGUGCAGGACACCUGGCCAAAGCUCAGCUCACAGAGACCCGGCCUGGGAUGAUCCCAAAGCUCAGCUCACAGGGACCCAGCCUGGGCUGAUCCCAAAGCUCAGCUCACAGGGACCCAGCCUGGGCUGAUCCCAAAGCUCAGCUCACAGGGACCCAGCCUGGGCUGAUCCCAAAGCUCAGCUCACAGGGACCCAGCCUGGGCUGAUCCCAAAGCUCAGCUCACAGGGGCUCAGCCUGGGCUGAUCCCAAAACUCAGAUCACAGGGACCCAGCCUGGGCUGAUCCCAAAGCUCAGCUCACAGGGACCCAGCCCCACACCAGAAUCCCAGUUCCACCCACAAUCCCAGCAGUUCAUGUCCUGGAAGGGAAUAAAUGUCCAGACUGGACAAUUCCAGAAGGAAACUGUUCCCCCAUGGCUGGGCAGGGCUCAGUUGGAUGUUAAGCUUUAGUUCCCUGGUUUUAAUUCCCUUUGGCUAAAGCAGUUCCUUGUUGCUGAUCUCACUCUUUGAGAACGUCAAUCAACAGCUCUCGAGUUUUCCUUCCUAUUCCUGACUCUUCUGAUGCUCUUGUAUUCUUCAAAUGAACCAGAAAUGCCCCAAAUAGUUAUUUCCUUUCUCUUAAGAAGACCUUUUUGAAAUCUGUGCACAUAUUUAUAUGGUUUGACCCAAAACACAGAUGUGGGGGAGCACCCGGGAAAAGAUCAGAGGCCAGAAAUUAAAAAUUCAUUCCUUUCUUCUGUUGCAUAAAUUAUGAUAUUUGAAAAACGAUUUUCCCAAACCAUAAAGUAAAAGAAAGAGAAAUGUGAUUUUUUUUUUUUCCCCUCCCUGUAGAUUCCACGUGGCUGCCCUGGCUCUGCACAGGGGAAAGAGCCAUUCUGAUUUUACAUCACCAAAGAAUCUGCUUCAGCAGGUUUUCAUCUUCCUGAGCACUUUGCCCAGGUAUUUCUGUGCCGUGAGUCAUUGCAGACUAAUGGCUGCAUUUUAAAAAUGACUCCCGGCUCCGCCAGCACCAUAAAGCUCAUUUCCAUUUCGUACCGCCCUGCACUCCCACGGAAAUUUUACUGGGAUUUUUGUAAUAGAUGAAAAGAUACCGACACAAUUCUCUUAAAACCCAGGGAACUGCUUCUGUCAUCGCUUGUAUCUCUGGCUGCAGCUGCUCUCCCCCUCGCUGGCCUGGGCACUGCUGGCUUUCAGAGAAUCUUAUUCAGCAUAAAUCACCAAAAUGGAUCUUGCAGCUUCCGGGAUAUUCACUUCACACUGCAAGUCCAUUUUUCCACUUGCAAGGCAGUGCUGUGUGAGUUUUAAAGCAUUCAAGAACUGACCAAUUCCAGAGAAUAUUUCCCACAGAAGGAAGACACAGCUCAGGUCCACGGUGAGUUAAACAAGGGAGGGACCAGGCUGGGCUUCUGGUCACCACCUGGAUUCUCUUUAUUCAGCUCGUAAAACACAGAUUGCAGCAAAGCUGCCUCAGUUCUUGGCUGCUAAUUAACUGAGUGGAAAACAGGAAAUGAGAUUUUUAAGUCCUUGACAACCGUGGAUGAUCUCCAGGAUUUCCUCUCUGGCCUUUCCUGGGCUGAUUCCCCCAGGGAGUUCUGCCCUGUGGCACAGCAGGAGAGGGUGAACAUCCCUCACCCAGAGCCUGUCCAUUCCUGCUCGGGAAUGUUUCCCAGGGACUGUUCAUUCCUGGGAUGAGCUUUGGUGAAAUUCCUCCCUGGACACUGCUCCAGCUCGAGCAGAGCCCGGGGGGUUCUGUGACAGCAAACACAAAUCUGUUCCUCCUUGGUCUGGUUAAAAGGGUUUACAGGAUUCCUGAGCAGAUGCAGGAACUGACCCCAGCCGGUUCCUGCAGCCACCAGGGCCACUGCGGGUGCAGGUGAUUGUGUCCCACCCCAGAACUCACGGCCCUGCCCCUCCUCCUUGCCAGUACCAGCAGAAACGGUAGCAAAAAAAAACCUCAUUCAGGGCACAGACAGAAAUAAUGGAUCCCUCUAGGACUGGAGGCUGGCUUGGAGCAUCCUUUGGUGGUGGCAGUGCCUGCAGGGCAGGAGGCAGAGCCACGGGGGAAGAAGAACCUGUCCCUCUCUGUGUCCGUGUCCAUGUCCCUGUCCCUGUCCCUGUCCCUCUCUGUGUCCCUGUCCCUGUCCCUGUCCCUCUCUGUGUCCAUGUCCCUGUCCCUGUCCCUGUCCCUGUCCCUGUCCCUGUCCCUGUCCCUGUCCCUGUCCCUCUCUGUGUCCCUAUCCCAGUCCCUGUCCCUGUCCCUGUGCCUGUCCCUGUCCCUGUCCCUGUCCCUCUCUGUGUCCCUGUCCCUGUCCCUGUCCCUGUCCUGUCCAUGUCCCUGUCCCACUCUGUGUCCCUGUCCCUGUCCCUGUCCUGUCCAUGUCCCUGUCCCUGUCCAUGUCCCUGUCCCAUCCCUGUCCCUGUCCUGUCCCUGUCCUGUCCAAAGCAGACCGUGUUGGGAAUUCAGCACUCUGAUCUCUGUCCCGGGGUCAGCAGUGCCGGCUGUAGGAUCUGCCUUUGUUGUCCGGCCCAGGGGGAGAAGGUUUGGGAUGUCCUCCCAAACCCUCCAGGACUGAGCGACCCUUGGAUGUGGAACAUCCAACCGCUGCCAUUCCCCAUUCUGGAAUUGGGAACAUCGACCUGUGGUCGGGACAUCUCCUCGAAUUCCUUCAGGUGUCCCCGUUCCCCGCUGGGGGAGGGAGGGAGGGAUGUUUUUAGGUGAAGCUGUAGAUCUUUGUGUCUUUUCCCAUCUCAGCCUAAAGCCCAUCCCGCGGUGCUGAGCCCCAGGGCUCCCCAGCCUCCCCCAGCUGGACAGGGCACACACAAACCCCGAAUUCAGCUUUGGGGACAGCAAACGGACAUCAGCUCCCCGAGCUGCCUCCUCACACCCCUCAGCCAAAUCCCUCCCACCCCGACUCUGAUCCCGGCCGAUAAAUGGUUACAAAGCAUAAAGUGUGCACCUUCUGUUGGUUUGGAUAAGGGAAGGUGUGACGCUGGUCAGUCUGGUGGGACCCCGAGCAGGGUCAGACAAGGGAAAACAAAAUUCCCAUUGCGUUUUCAACUUCCAAAACCUUGGACCAGCUCUGAGGUGGAACUUCAACCCAAUCCAACACAAAAUAUAAAUAAUUCCUAAAACUAGGGGAAAAAAAAAAAUUAAAAACCCACAAAUAUUCCUCUAGAGAGACCUCUUUUCUCUUCUGCUCCUUUGUUUUUGCAAUGAAUCGGUGGUGAAAAGGUCAGUUCUCGGCUGCUCUGCCUGAGCAUCCCUCCCUGGCCGGGCUCGGCGUGUUUGGGGUGAAGGAGGGCAGAGCUCUGAACCCUUUCUUUAGGAUGAAGCUGAAGCAGUUGGGGGAGGGAGACAGAACGUGGAAUCUAAAGCAUGGCCUUGGCUUCAUACCACACUUUCUGUGCCUUGUUCUAUCGAUGUAAAUUCUGAAUGUUGUACAGUGAAAAUACUUGGGAAAGUCUCCUUGGAAAAGGCUGCACUGGCUCCUUUUUUCAGCACAUGUACAUAUAUAAAUACAUAUAAAUAGAUAUACAUAUCUUUGGUAAUGGCAGCCGGCUGUGUUCUGUUGUCCUGGAGAAGUCGCAGUGGACACUUUGGAUGUUUCCCCUCGAGUUUCAGCCCUGUACGGCCCCGGCCUUUGGAGAGAGAUGUACAGAUGGAAUUAUGGAUAUCAGCUAUUUAUGAAUAAAGAGUCUUUUACUGACA
Hirundo rustica (Barn swallow) is the source of this 8594-nucleotide messenger RNA. RefSeq names its product unc-5 netrin receptor D (gene UNC5D). The transcript is spliced from 17 exons. NCBI's taxonomy places the organism in Eukaryota, Metazoa, Chordata, Aves, Passeriformes, Hirundinidae. The record is from RefSeq and is a predicted model, not a curated record. Gene Ontology annotation, molecular function: protein binding; netrin receptor activity. Gene Ontology annotation, cellular component: membrane. The coding region runs from base 1 to 2853 and encodes 950 amino acids. Gene Ontology annotation, biological process: netrin-activated signaling pathway.